Triticum aestivum (bread wheat) is the source of this 1247-nucleotide messenger RNA. RefSeq names its product vegetative cell wall protein gp1. The coding region runs from base 1 to 819 and encodes 272 amino acids. The transcript has 3 exons. The record is from RefSeq and is a predicted model, not a curated record. NCBI's taxonomy places the organism in Eukaryota, Viridiplantae, Streptophyta, Magnoliopsida, Poales, Poaceae.
AUGAAACAGGAAAAAAGAAAACCCCGCGUCCUCUCGCCACGUCUCCCGCACUCCACCCCGCAACCGCCCGCACCCCCGCAUCCCCCGCCACCGAACCCACCCCCUCCCUCCCCAGACCCCUACAUUGACACGCCCCCUCCCUGCAGGCCCCCGCCGCCACGCCCCCUCCUCGGAGGCCCCCGCCACCGCGCCCCCUCCUCGGAGGCCCCCGCCUCCACGCCACCUCCCCUGAUCCACCCGCUGCGGUGCGCCCUCCCUGGAACCCCACGCGUGUCGCCAGAUCCUGUGGUGGCCAGCUACCACCAAGCACCGGCAUGCGACCCCGCCACCUACCUCUGGCGCCUAUAUAUGAGGGUUCGGCUUGUUCCCGAACUCCCCGUGCUGCGAAAAAGAAAAAAUCCCAUCCCACCACCGCUCGUCCCCAACCUGCCCCGAUCCCCUGCCCCUGGAUCCACCGCCACGACGCCUCCCUCUCCCUUGAUCCGGCGCCUCUCGCUGCCGUCGCCCCAGCCCCGGCCCUGGCGCGCCUCACACCGUCGGCCCCCAUCCCCCGACACGCCUCUCACCGCCGUCGCCCCGGCCCCGACGCGCCUCUCUCCAUCCAAGAUCGCCUCCCGCCGCCUCCUGGAUCUGGCCACCCCCCCGCGCCUCCACCCUUCAACGCGCCACCGCCCUGCAUCUCGCCGCCCCAGCGUGGCUCCGCCGGCCAACCUGCCGGCGCGCCUCCACAGUCAAGGAGCCGGCGAGCCACCUCCGGCAGAAGGCAGAAAGAUGACGAAGAACACACUGAAGCUAAGAACAAAUUUCAACUUGAUCUAAAGAAAAAGGGUACAACAAGCAUCGGAGAUCAUGCAUGUUGCUUUGCAGGGCGCCCAAUGUCAGGUGGUCCAUUAAGGUUGUUUUCUCAAAAAUCAAGAUGUUCUGCUAUGUACUCCCUCUGUAAACUAAUAUAAGAGCAUUUAGAUCACUAAUUUAGUGAUCUAAACACUCUUAUAUUAGUUUACAGAGGGAGUAUUUGAGAGAGGGGAUAACGCAUAGCAACACUGAAUGGAUGAAGGUGAGAGAAGAUACUGAGGAAAUGUGUAGCGGAGAAAUAUGUGCGCUAUUAGUUAGUGCCUUUUCUUAUAUAGAAAAGGGCCCGGUGUGGAUAGGUCAUUUCAGAAUAUUUGUUGUCAAGUGUGCACCGUGUUUUCGCUGCUGAUCGUUAUGCUUAGACGAUUCCCAAAUUUCCACAGUUUUUGAAGACA